Molecule: messenger RNA, 1289 nt
Organism: Closterium sp. NIES-67
Lineage: Eukaryota; Viridiplantae; Streptophyta; Zygnematophyceae; Desmidiales; Closteriaceae
Source: the annotation of a GenBank genome assembly
AACUCGAGUAGCAUCCUAUUGCGGCCACGCUGGAUCCCCUCGACUUCCUGCUCCACGUAAAGAAAUUCUAUGGCCGAUCCAAGCUUGUUGAACGGAAAUUCUAACUCUAGAUUGAAGCAACAUUUUCUCGCAUCAGGUCCGUCGUGUCAGACAGAGGAGCAACCACGUCACUCAACGUUUUCAGACCGCGUCUGCAGCACCUUUAGUCAGAGGGAUCGUAUUAACCAUAUCUGCACAGUCCUGAACACUCCAAACGGCAUUACGGCAAGCGGAAAUCGAGGGUGUGAGGGGAGCUCGUGGUCUCCGCCAGCGCCUUUUCUAUUUGGCCAGCUACUACACCAGCGUUCGAGCGACCACGUGAUGGACCCAGUAGACAAUCGUCACAAUGACUGGCGACGGGACUUUGACGGUUCGCAUCUUCACGUUCCCUCUUCCCGCUGAUGAAUCUCCCUCGCCGCGUUCGGGCCUCAAGCGAGGGCGAGAGCACCCCGACGACGACGACGAUGACGACGACGGCGACGGCGACGACGAGGUCCAAGGGCGGGAGCGGCCGUCGCGGUCGUCGCCCUCUCCUUCCAUUGCGGGUGGCGGGGGGCUGAGCACGGCGCAGUUGGCAGGUCAGGGAAGCGGCAGCGCCAAGAGCAGCGACGGCCCGUCGCGCAAUUUGUCAGGACGACUUGGCGAGUCGGUUGACGCGGCAAGGCCGGCCGAUAUCCGGCGGGUAACCAGUGGCGGUCGUCUCGCUCCGUCUCCCGUGCCACGGCCUCGUGGCGACCUCGACCUCCAGGGGCUGUCCCCCGACUCGCGCUUCCCGCAGCCCACCAAGCACGCGCACACCACGCAGUCGCCGCCGCCACUAACCCCCGUUCCCCCGGCUCUCCCGCGCCCCGUGGGCCCGCAAAUCACGCAGCGCGACCGCGUCCACAUGAGCUUCGCCCGCGGCCCGCAAACCUUUCAAACCCCGCCGCCUUUGGUCCUCGGCGGCUCGACAGGCCAUGCCAAGUUCAGUAGGAGAAGGUUGGACUCGACGCGCAGAAGAUGAGUCGGUACCAUCUGUCAGGCCCACUUUACACAGUGUUCGUACUAGGUUUGCUGCAGGUGGUGGUGGAAGCCAAAGCACCAAUAUGGAAGACCAAAACCAAAGCAAGGUUGGGAUUGACUUGAACCUUACCUUGUAAGGGAAGUAAGUACGGAGGAGUGCUAGCUAGAUUAAGGGGAGAGAAAGACAGUGCCUUAGUGCAAAUUAGGGAGAAAGUUGUUGGGCUGAGAAUACCGUAUUCCCCUGUACG